Molecule: messenger RNA, 843 nt
Organism: Mesorhabditis belari
Lineage: Eukaryota; Metazoa; Nematoda; Chromadorea; Rhabditida; Rhabditidae
Source: the annotation of a GenBank genome assembly
AUGGGACGGAAAAAGAAGAAGGUUGAGAAGCCCUGGUGCUGGUACUGCAAUCGGGAAUUCGAGGACGACAAAAUCCUCACUCAACAUCAAAAGGCCAAGCACUUCAAAUGUCACAUUUGCCACAAGAAACUCUUCUCCGGACCGGGACUCUCUAUACAUUGUAUGCAAGUUCACAAGGAAACUGUCACCAAAGUGCCCUAUGCGAUCCCGGGCAGGGAUUCGACGGAAGUCACAAUCUAUGGAAUGGAGGGAAUGCCCGAGGGGGCCACUCGAGGACGAACGGCAGAAGAUGAAGAACCAGCCGCUAAACAAUCUCGUUUUGGUGCCUACCCCACUCCACCGAUGCCACCGACAAUUGGAUCUCAAUUCGGAGCGCAUUAUCAAUAUCCAUCCAUGCCUCCAAUGCCACCUGGGUAUGGUGGCUAUUCACAAAUGCCCUAUUCGGCUCCACCAAUGCCGUAUCGAGGACAAUAUCAACAAGGCGGUGGUGGAGGAGCACAUGCGUUUGGCGCCUUCGGUGGAGGAGGUCCAACAGGACCUUCUCGCGCAGACAACAGUUACGGAGUCGAAAGCAGUUCCUACAAGCCACCCGAACCAAAGCCUGUAGAAAAUGAGUACGGAUAUUCGCAUGGGGACACGAACAUAGGAUCCUAUGGAAAAGAAGAGCCACGAGAAAGUUUUGAUUCGCCUCAAGACGACUUUCGGUCGGCUCCUGUGCCAUAUCCGGCAAAUUCGUCAAAGUUGAGUGCCAAAACACGAAUCAUGCAUCCGGAUGAUCAUUCGAUUUCUUUGGAGGAGCGACGAGUGAUGAUCGUUAUGAAUGCGGCUCCAUCAUCGUAUCGC